CCGCAUGUAGGCCAAGGUCGACACAACAGAGUGCAAAUUAUACACUGUUACACGCAGAACAUCAGCGUACAUUUUUUUCACGUGGCGUAAUACUCCUUCGUUACUCAUACUAGGUCACCACAGUUUGACGGUCACAGUAGCGGUUGAAGGAACACAGAUCAUGGUUCGAGCCUGGUACUUCGAUAACGAUGAAGAAGGGAACAAGAAGCUCCCGCACAUGACCGAUCCGCCCCAGUUUGUGGAUUUAGAAGGUCUGAAGAAGAUUGGCGUACUUUACUGGAAGGUGGACGUGGACGGUGACGACAUGGAGGAGGGAGGACUGGUACCCAAGCUGAAGGAAGAGCGGGGAUACAAACACGGAGACAGCAUUGCCAUCAGCAGAGAGCUCAUGCCGGAUUACGUGGACGUGAGCAAAAUGCUCUACACCGAGCACCUGCAUCCCGACGAGGAGAUCCGCUUGGCUGUGGACGGCGUUGCCUAUUUUGAUGUCAGAGAUCUGGAGGACAAGUGGAUCCGCAUCGAAAUUUCCAAGGGCGACCUGAUUAUUUUGCCAGCAGGAUUGUACCACAGAUUCACAGUAGAACAGGAAAAGCGUUUUGUCAAACUGGAGCGCUUUUUCACAGAGAUCACGCGCUGGACGCCAUACAACCGUCCCGCAGAUGAUCAUCCUGCCCGCGUGGCGUAUCUUAAAUCAAUGGAAAAACCCAAGGAGGAAGAGAAGAAGUUCAGCUGGUGCAACUUUCUCUAAGAUUUACAAAAAUCUUUUAUUCCUAUUUUUAUUUUUUUUAUUUCAUUCAUUUUACUUAUUUAUUUUUAAUAAGUGACGUUCUUGAUGUGUGGGUUUUAUUUUUUUGGCUCUGAGAAAUGGUGCCGUGCCGUACCGUUGAACAACUUAACUAGCUUCAAAACAGAAGCUUUGUAAUAUUUCAUGCUAAUUUGCUUUAUGUAAAGCGUGGAAUAUAGAACACCAUUGCCGAUUACCACGUCCAAGUUCGCUUAUCCAAGUUACAGUGGAAAGGGGGAGAGUAAUCUAAUGUGGUCUCGAAAAAGUCUGGGUCAAAAUGGUUUUAAUUGAUUCAUUGAUUUCAAAAUUAAUUAAUUUAUUUAUUAUGCACCAGAUUUUUACGACGGGAAUUUUUUCAAGAGCACACAUAACUUGAAAGGACGCAAUGGUAGCUAUGUUUUCAUGGCCAGACCUUCUGUGGAAAUAUUGAAAUGUGCCAUAUUGGAUUUAGAUUAAAAAAAAACACACACAUAUUGUUGCUUACAGUAUAGCACGUUCAGUUCUGAAUUUAUUUUUGUGCUGCGAAAAACCAUGGCUGAAUCGAAGGAAUGAGACUCGGACAUGGAGGACUCCCAUUGUUUCUACCCAAAUAGAACAUUCACAAACUGUGAACCACGGAAGCAAAUGUGAUGUGUGGCAUUUUUCAUUCACAUGGACAAGUCAUAUUUUUUACGAAAGUAUGUGAAUUAUACCUAUGAAAUUGAACAGUGGAAUAAUAUGGCCUCGCUUGCCGUCACCCAAAAAACUAAGGUAAACCUUAGGGUAAUAUUUGACCAUAUUUCGAAUUAUAGGAUUAUGCUCUUAUUUAGAGAAAAUGCUCUUUAAAUCUUCAUUUUUUUAGUCGCCACGAGGACCCAUACGUUUCAAAACAAAGAAGAUGGCAAAUACUUGAACUAUCUCUGUCAAAAAAUUAAGUCUACAGAUCCUUUUCUUCUUAAAAUAAGUGGUCAGAUUUAACAACCUAACAAAGAAAUAUUAUUGACACAUUUAUUGACA
Molecule: messenger RNA, 1780 nt
Organism: Lingula anatina
Lineage: Eukaryota; Metazoa; Brachiopoda; Lingulata; Lingulida; Lingulidae
Product: acireductone dioxygenase
Molecular function (GO): acireductone dioxygenase [iron(II)-requiring] activity
Source: RefSeq, a predicted model, not a curated record